AUGGCCACACCGAAUCUUCUCCUCACACUAUCCGUCUGGCUCUUGGCUGGGAGCCUUUUAUCGGAGGCGACUUACUACCGGCACCACCGCUACGUCCCCCACUUCUAUCGCUACCGGGAGCAUUCCGCCAACACUGAAAACCUCCUCCCUGAAGUCUCCAACCCGGUGGCUGAAGUGUCGCAGCCUGAUGUGCCGACCUACCCCGAGAUUCCUGAGGUCUUCCACCCGGCGCCUGAAGUCAUCCACCGCGUACCAGAGGCUUUCCACCCGGUGCCUGAAGUCAUACAUCCUGCACCUGAGCCUUACCACCCACCUGUGGUUUUUCAGCCCGUACCUGAAGCCUCCUCUCCCGUCAACCAGAGCCGUGUUUUCUAUGGGAUCAUGUUUGACGCUGGGAGCACAGGCACCAGGAUCCACAUCUAUAAAUUCAUCCAGAAAGACCCCGUUGAGCUGCCAGUUCUGGACAAUGAAAUGUACCAUGCAGUGAAGCCCGGACUGUCUGCGUAUAAAGACAACCCUGAGGAGGGUGGCAACACCAUCCGACAGUUGUUGAAGAUUGCCAAGAAGACAGUCCCAGAGGACGAGUGGAAGAGGACCCCGGUUGUCCUGAAGGCCACAGCGGGUCUGCGUCUGCUGCCUGAAGACAAGGCAAACGCUCUUCUGAAGGAGGUGCGAGAGGUAUUUUCUGAAUCCCCCUUCUUUAUGCCAAACACCAGUGUUUCCAUCAUGAAUGGAACAAAUGAAGGAGUCCUCGCCUGGGUCACAGUGAACUUCCUCACAGGUCACUUGUAUUCCAACACGAGGAAGACAGUGGGGAUCUUGGAUUUGGGUGGAGGAUCUACACAGAUCACAUUCCUUCCCAAGUCAAAGAAAACAGUUCAGUCUGCUCCCUUCAGUUACAUCGCCAGAUUCAACCUGUUCAACAGCACAUAUGAACUCUACACACACAGCUACCUUGGUAAUGGACUGUAUGCAGCUCGAUUGGCAACUCUUGGAGCAUUAGGAGCUGAUGGUCUAGAUUGGAAAGUCUUCACUAGUUCCUGCCUCCCGAAAAAGUUCAGAGAAGAUGUGACUUUUGGAGGAACCACCUACAAAGUUAGCGGGAUUCCAGACGGCUAUGCGGGCUAUAAGCUGUGCUACUAUGAGGUGAUGAAGGUCAUCAAAGGAAUAGUGCUCCAGCCUUACGAAGUGAAAGGCAGCAGCGUCUUCUACGCUUUCUCCUACUACUUCGACAGAGCUGUGGAGUCUGGCCUCAUCGAUGGUAGCCGGGGUGGUGCAAUUGAAGUCAGGGAUUUCAAGAAGAGAGCCAAAGAAGUGUGCAACAAAAUGACCAAAUACCGUGCUAUCAGCCCCUUCCUCUGCAUGGAUAUGACAUAUAUCACUUGCCUGUUAAAGGAGGGCUUUGGCUUCAAGGACAACACUGUGCUGCAGCUUGCCAAAAAGGUGAACAAUGUGGAGACGAGCUGGGCCCUGGGAGCAACCUUCGACUACUUCAGAAACCUCAACAUCCACUAA
This is a messenger RNA of Scomber japonicus (chub mackerel), 1515 nucleotides long. It is a transcript of the gene entpd5a, whose product is annotated as ectonucleoside triphosphate diphosphohydrolase 5a. The coding region runs from base 1 to 1515 and encodes 504 amino acids. Gene Ontology annotation, molecular function: GDP phosphatase activity; UDP phosphatase activity. The record is from RefSeq and is a predicted model, not a curated record. The transcript has 13 exons. Gene Ontology annotation, biological process: nucleoside diphosphate catabolic process. Gene Ontology annotation, cellular component: membrane. Lineage: Eukaryota; Metazoa; Chordata; Actinopteri; Scombriformes; Scombridae.